Molecule: messenger RNA, 999 nt
Organism: Aspergillus caelatus
Lineage: Eukaryota; Fungi; Ascomycota; Eurotiomycetes; Eurotiales; Aspergillaceae
Product: quinone oxidoreductase family protein
Exons: 2
Coding region: 1-999 (332 amino acids)
Biological process (GO): cellular response to oxidative stress
Cellular component (GO): cytoplasm
Molecular function (GO): zinc ion binding; quinone reductase (NADPH) activity
Source: RefSeq, a predicted model, not a curated record
AUGUCCGUCCCAUCGACCAUGAAGGCCGUCAUUGUCGAGAAACUCGGCGGCCCUGAGGUCCUCGAGUUCAAAUCCGACCACCCCGUCCCGACCCCGCAGGAGGGCCAAUUGCUCGUCAAGAACAACAUUUCUGGUAUAAACUACAUCGACACCUACUUCCGGACGGGUCUCUACCCAUCUGCCAAACCCGAAAUCCUCGGCCGCGAAGGCGCCGGCACCGUGGUCGCACUGGGCCCGGGCCCUAACCCGUACAAUUUCAAGGUCGGCGAUCGUGUCGCCUGGAUGACCACAGGCGGUUAUGCUGAAUACACAGCCGUCCCGGCGGCCAAGACCGUCAAGAUCCCCGACGAGAUCACUGACGAGGAUGCCAUCGCUGGUUUCCUGAGCGGCUUGACGGUUAUCACCCUGGCCAAGGAGACCUACGCUGUGCAGAAGGGCGACUGGGUGCUGCUGCAUGCGGCAGCUGGUGGUGCUGGAUUCCUCAUGACUCAGGUUCUCAAGUCCCUCGGUGCCAAGGUGAUUGGAACGGCAGGUGGUCCGGAGAAGGUCGCUUUGGUGAAGAGCCUGGGUGCGGAUGUGGUUAUCGAUUACCGCAGUGAGGAGGGCAAGGAUUGGGUUAAGAAGGUCAAGGAGGUGACUGAGGGACGGGGCGUCGAUGUUGUCUAUGACUCCGUCGGAAAGGAUACCUGGGAAGGCAGCUUGGAGGCCGUCAAGAGAAAGGGUACUAUCGUUUGGUUUGGUAAUGCCAGUGGCCCAGUGCCGCCUCUGCCUCUUCAGAAAUUAUCUCCCAAGUGUGUCAAGGUUGCUCGGCCACAGCUGUUCGGCUACAUUGAGACCCGCGAGGAAUUUGAAUUCUACGUUAAUGAGCUGUUCGGCCUCCUCAAGUCUGGACAGCUGACGGUUAAGAUUCACAAAGUUUACCCUCUGGAGCAAGCUGCCCAGGCGCAUACCGAUUUGGAAGGCAGGAAGACCACCGGAAAGCUUCUUCUCAAGCCAUGA